This is a messenger RNA of Nicotiana attenuata, 974 nucleotides long. Its product is annotated as protein SULFUR DEFICIENCY-INDUCED 1-like. NCBI's taxonomy places the organism in Eukaryota, Viridiplantae, Streptophyta, Magnoliopsida, Solanales, Solanaceae. Gene Ontology annotation, molecular function: protein binding. The coding region runs from base 4 to 774 and encodes 256 amino acids. The transcript has 3 exons. The record is from RefSeq and is a predicted model, not a curated record.
GUAAUGAAGGAUCCAGAAGGAUCAAUAAUAUGGUUUUGGAAAGCUAUAAAUAGAGGAGACAGAGUAGAUAGUGCACUAAAAGACAUGGCAGUGGUUAUGAAGCAAUUGGAUAGAAGUGAAGAAGCCAUUGAAGCUAUCAAAUCUUUUAGAUGGCUUUGCUCAAAACAAGCUCAAGAGUCCCUUGAUAAUGUCCUACUUGACCUCUUCAAGAAAUGUGGAAAAGUAGACGAGCAAAUAGCACUGUUAAAGCAAAAGCUGAGACAAAUAUAUGAAGGGAAGCUCUUCAAUGGUAGGCAUACUAAAACUGCUCGAUCUCAUGGAAAGAAGUUUCAAGUUACUAUUAGCCAAGAAACUGCAAGAGUUCUGGGUAAUUUGGGCUGGGCUUAUAUGCAAAAAGGAAAUUAUAUGGCAGCAGAAGUGGUGUACAAGAAAGCCCAAAUGAUUUAUCCAGACAGCAACAAGGCCUGCAAUCUGGCCCAUUGUUUGAUUAAGCAAGCCCGAUAUGAUGAAGCCCGUUAUAUUCUUGAAGAUGUUUGGAGUGGUAAAUAUUUGGGCUCUGAUGAUACAAGAACUAAAAAUCGAGUAGAGGAAUUAUUGUUAGAAUUGGACUCAAAGCAACCUCCACACUUUUUGCAAAAUAUUCCGGGCCUUAAUUUAGAUGAUGAUUUUGUAAAUGGGCUUGAAGGUUUGAUUAAUGAAUGGGCCCGGCCCAAAUCAAGAAGGCUUCCAAUAUUUGAGGAAAUCUCUACAUUUAGAGAUCAAUUGGCAUGUUGAUUGAUUUCUAAUUUUUCUAUCUUGGACAUGAGGAUCAUUGUAAAUAUUUGUAGUCUGGUCGAGUUUAUGAUUUAGGGUUCAGGGUUUAGAUGUGAUAACUGUAAAUUGUAAUGUAAAUUAGAUCUUGGGGCAGAGUUUGGAAAAUGAAUAUAGUUAGCUUGUGACGUUUUGGUGGUCAAGAGGUCAUAAUUCGAAAUUCA